Molecule: messenger RNA, 678 nt
Organism: Ananas comosus (pineapple)
Lineage: Eukaryota; Viridiplantae; Streptophyta; Magnoliopsida; Poales; Bromeliaceae
Product: NADH-ubiquinone oxidoreductase 20.9 kDa subunit
Exons: 2
Coding region: 92-397 (101 amino acids)
Source: RefSeq, a predicted model, not a curated record
CACACCGAAACAGUGGAGGAGAGAAGAGUCGGGAGAAAAGAGCAAGAGAGGAGUAGGGGAGAAAAAGAAAAAGAAAAAGAAAAAGAAAAAGAUGAACACGGACAUAACGGCGUCGGUGAAACCGGAGUACCCGGUGAUCGACCGCAACCCCCCCUUCACGAAGACCGUCGCCAACUUCUCCGCCCUCGACUACCUCCGCCUCUCCACCAUCACCGCCGUCUCCGUCACCGUCGGUUACCUCUCAGGGAUCAAGCCGAACAUCCGAGGGCCGUCCAUGGUGACCGGGGGAUUGAUAGGGAUCAUGGGCGGGUUCAUGUACGCAUACCAGAACUCGGCGGGUCGGCUCAUGGGCUUCUUCCCCAACGACGCAGAGGUCGCCCGCUACAAGAAGAAGUAGAGCGCCUCCGCCGCCAACACCUGUAAUUUUCUCAAUUUCCUCGCUCUUUCGAUUCGACUUGAAUAAAAUGUGAACUCGGCUUCUUAGAUCCGUUGCGGGGUGUUUGUUGCUGAAUCUUGUAAUGGUGCUGUUUUGGGGAUGUUUGAUCAGAGUGAGCUCUGAUUUGUUUGUGACCGGCUUUUGGAUUAGCGUGUUCUCAUUUGUCUCGCAGUUAUUCCCUCAAAUCUUUCACUUUAAGUUGUGAUUUCAUAUGUAAUGCAGUAAAAAUUCUUUAAGAUUUA